AUGCCCCACCCACGCAUCCACUCCACCGGCUCCCUCGACGCCUUCAACCCCAUCCUCGUCACCCCCGUCAUCGGCACCGAAUUCCCCAAAGACAGCUGCAACAUCGUCGACGACAUUCUCAAUGCCCCGAAUGCCGAACAACGUAUUCGUGACCUCGCCGUCCUCGUCGCAGAACGCGGCGUCGUCUUCUUCCGCGCCCAGCACAACCUCACCAACGACCUCCAAAAACACCUCAUCCUGGAAAUGGGCCGCCUAACCACCCGCCCCGAAUCUCACGGUCUCCACAUCCACCCCGUCACCAACGACGCGCGCGAAUUCGGCGACCCGGAUCCUCAAAUCAGCACGAUCAACUCCGAGGGCCGCAAGAAACUCUACCAGGGCUCGGACUAUACCCGUAUGGCGGCCGUCUGGCAUAGUGAUAUUGCGUUUGAGAAGGCGCCGGCGGAUUUCUCGAGUCUGAGGUUGACUCAGUUGCCUGUCACGGGGGGCGAUACCUUGUGGGCUUCUGGGUAUGAGGUGUAUGAUCGCAUUAGUAAACCCUAUCGCGGGUUUCUGGAGGGGUUGAGUGCCACGCAUGUCGGGGCGGGGUUUAAGAGAAUGGGCGUGAAGGUGUAUACUGGGGAGAGAGGGGCGCCGGUCAAUGUCGGGGAUGAGUUGGAGGCGGUGCAUCCGGGGGUGGGGUUGGCUGAUGGUUACUACUUAGGUUGUCAGGACGAAUCCGAUUACGGGGUGGAAGUCGAUCUUUCCGAUUGGUAUGUUCAUGUUGCAGUGGGGGCCUUUCCGAGCAAGAUUAACGGAUUGAAUCGUCGAGAGAGUGCAAAUAUGCUGCAGUACUUUCAUGAUCUGAUCACCUACGGUCAUGAUCUACAGGUGCGGUUCAAGUGGAAUGACCCGAAUGAUAUCGGUAUGUUACCCAACUACUUUCAUGCAAGUGGUUUCUGCUGA
Molecule: messenger RNA, 945 nt
Organism: Aspergillus niger
Lineage: Eukaryota; Fungi; Ascomycota; Eurotiomycetes; Eurotiales; Aspergillaceae
Exons: 4
Coding region: 1-945 (314 amino acids)
Cellular component (GO): cytoplasm
Molecular function (GO): 2-oxoglutarate-dependent dioxygenase activity
Source: RefSeq, a predicted model, not a curated record